Nymphalis io (European peacock) is the source of this 870-nucleotide messenger RNA. RefSeq lists its product as uncharacterized. Gene Ontology annotation, molecular function: serine-type endopeptidase activity. Lineage: Eukaryota; Metazoa; Arthropoda; Insecta; Lepidoptera; Nymphalidae. The transcript is spliced from 7 exons. The record is from RefSeq and is a predicted model, not a curated record. Gene Ontology annotation, biological process: proteolysis. The annotation marks the transcript as partial.
AUAAAAGUGUUAUCAAAUUGUAUUGUUAUCCUAACUGUAGUAUUAGGUACCUUACCUACAAUUACGUUUACUCUUAAUAGUUCUGAUGACCAGCGUCCUUUAAUAAGAUUAAAAUCUACACGAAAAUCUGGGGAAGCGAUUAAAGCUGAAGACCUAAAGCAUCAUGUAUUUAUAUAUCAGUUACACGACCCGAAGAAAUCACUAUAUCGUGCUUUUUGUGCUGGUAGUAUUAUAUCAAUGGAGAAAGUUCUUACGUCGACGCACUGUUUUCUAACAAAUAGAAAAAGGAGAAAACGCAAUUUUAAUCGUAUAAGGAUUGGAGCCGGUAUCUUGGACACUCUUGUUCGAAAAUCAGUAUUUGACAAUAAACAACAAUGGCGAAAAAUUGAUCAUUUAUAUACUCAAAGAUUUUAUAGAUUUCCGGCUUAUAAUUUAGCAGUUGUGAAAGUUGACAAUCAUUGGGACUUUAACGAAUUUGUUAACAAAAUUCCUUACACAAAGUGGAACCAAGAUUUUGAUGGUGUUUGUGUCGGAACUGGAGUGAGGACAACAAAGAGUUGGUCGAAGAACAAACAUCUCUUUGCCGUCACUUUUCACUUGGUCACCAGAAGAAAUUGCGAGCAAAAUUUACUUCGAAGUUGCUUAUUAUAUUAUUGUACAGAAUAUGAUAUAAAGACUUUAUCUUCCACCGAAAUAGAAGGUGGUGGUUUAGUUUGUGUUGAUACUGGUGAUCCCGCAGAAGAAAUGAAAAGUGGAGUUCUAAUUGGAGUUACUUCAGUCAUCAAUGUUGGCCUACCAUCUUUGCACAACCGAGUUGGCUUAUACUAUAAGUGGGUUACGGAUGCAAGCACGCAGUGUCAUGAAAAUGUU